GCCAGUUGCCUAGUGACGAAAACUAUCGACUGCUGCAGAUUUCCUGUGUUUUCAAAAUCUCGUCGCUGGCACUGAGCUAACUAGUGCGAAGUUUUCCAGUCAGAUUUCAGUUGUUUAUCUCCCAUCUGCAGCUGGAAUAUGGGACGAAGUAAAAGCGUUAUUAUUGUUGAGACUGUCGUGUAACGUUCCAGCGGUCCAUGUCGCGUUAUGAAGCAUUUUGAAGAAUGAUGAAUAAUUACAUUUUCAUCAGGGUCGUUGGGAAGGGGAGCUACGGGGAGGUGAACUUGGUGAAACACAAAACAGACCGAAAACAGUAUGUUAUUAAGAAGCUGAAUUUAAUCACCUCCUCCAAGCGGGAGCGACGUGCUGCCGAGCAGGAGGCGCAGCUUUUGUCUCAGCUGCGACAUCCUAACAUAGUGACAUACAGGGAGUCUUGGGAAGGAGAUGACUGCCAGCUGUACAUUGUGAUGGGUUUUUGUGAAGGCGGUGACCUUUAUCAUCGACUCAAACAGCAAAAGGGCGAACUCUUACCUGAGAGGCAGGUGGUGGAGUGGUUUGUCCAGAUAGCCAUGGCACUCCAGUACCUGCAUGAGAGAAACAUUCUUCACCGAGACCUGAAAACACAGAAUAUCUUCCUGACAAAGACCAACAUCAUCAAAGUCGGGGACCUUGGCAUUGCUCGCGUAUUGGAGAACCAGAAUGAUAUGGCCAGCACACUUAUAGGGACCCCUUACUACAUGAGUCCAGAGCUCUUCUCUAAUAAACCCUACAACCACAAGUCAGAUGUAUGGGCCCUGGGUUGCUGUGUGUAUGAAAUGUCCACACUGAAACAUGCCUUCAAUGCGAAGGACAUGAACUCACUGGUCUAUCGUAUUGUAGAAGGAAAGCUGCCACAGAUGCCCAGUAGGUAUGAUCCCCAGCUAGGAGAACUGAUCAAGAGCAUGUUGUGUAAGAGACCUGAAGACAGGCCUGAUGUCAAACUUAUCCUCCGGCAGCCCUACAUCAAACGACAAAUUGCCUUGUUCCUUGAGGCCACUAAAGAAAAAACUGCCAAGUCAAGAAAGAAAGCUGUGGGUGGCAGUGGUGAUUGCAGAGCCAGCGGCACGCCGUCUGUGGUGUCGUCUCAGCCAAAACCCGAGAGAAGUCCACAGCCUGAACCUCUGGCUAAGGUGAAACGGAAAGAAGAGAAAUCACAACAACAUAAACUUGGAAAUGUCGUCAUCGACUGCACUCCAGUCCAAACACCUCAGCCACCCAAACCCUCCUCACCUGAUACUCUCAAAGCCAGCAUCGUAUCCCUGGUAACUGUCAGCAACAUUAACGUUGAUAUCAAGCCGCAGCAGGAUGAGGAGCUGAUGAAGAGGCAGUUUCAGGGGCCCCAGUCACAUGUGUCACACCCUCGGGCAGGUGAUGAACCUGUGACUCACAGUGUGUACAAAGACAGCAAAAGAAGAGGGAAACCAGAUCCCUCUCCCCCUCCGUCCCCCGUUAAACCUCCUGUGAAGUCUGUAUCAGGUGUUGGCAGUAGGGGCGCAGACAAGACGAAGGCAACCAAUGGAUUGUUAGACAUUCAUCCACAGGCUUCACCAGACCCCAGGGAUACAUUUUCUGUCUGCGGAGAGAAGCAGAUGUCUGAUGUGGAUGAUAAGGAUGAUACCUUGGAAUUACUUAAAGAGGCUGACAUGCAGAACCAAGAGGCUACUUUUUCUGUCCCUGAGAGGAAAUCUGCACACAGUGGAGUGGUUGUGGAGGUAAACAUAGACAAUAAAUAUGACACUGUUACCCUUCUUAAGGGAGCUCCGACACAAGAUCAUACCUCAGACAUCCACGAGAGCCUAGAAUCUACUGAAAAGCUGUUAGAGCCUUUCCCUCCAACACCGGAGCAGGUUCAGGAGGAGUCUUCUUUACCAGCCAGUAAGCCGGGUCUGACCACUCCCUGCCAACCCCCCUUGUACUUAUUAUCUGAAUCUGGUGUAUCACAGCAACACGGAGGAAGGGACAUAAAACGCACACAUGCGGAUCAGAACAAGGUGGCUGCUCCUAGACCUUUACCUCCACCUCCCGUUGAAAGCGUAGCUGUGGAGGGGAAGAAGAGGAGCAGGCAGAGAGGCACAGAGAUCAAGAAAGUCAGUGCAGCUGCAGCCUCCACGUCAGUUAGUUCCUGUAAAGAUGGGUUCUUAGCACUGCCACUGGAUCGUCCUCUGUCUGCCAGAGAGAGGAGAAGACUGAGGCAGUCUCAGGAGAGUGCCAGCCAAUCAGGUGUUUUAAGAAGGGCAUCUUAUGAUGUCACUUCCGUUAAGGAGGAGCACUACAGUGUCCCAGUUACCAGAUCCGUUUCAGACAUUACCACAGGGACCAGCAGUAAGCAGGGUAAGUUGCCGAAGCAGAGGUCAGACGAAGAUGAGUGCAGCUCAUCCACAAGUUCUACAGAACGUUCAGAAGGAGACAGCAGGGAGAGAAAGAUGGAAUCCAACGACAUGCAGGAUUUAGUCCAUAUGAUGACCCAAACUUUAGGAAUGGAUAUUGGAGACAGUGUGAGUAAGGUGGACAAAGAUAGAUCUGGCUCUACUGCGUUGCCAGAAUUUAAACUGAACAGGAAGUACAGAGACACCCUGAUGCUUCAUGGGAAGGCUCGAGAGGAAGCAGAGAACCUGUCGCUUGGUGAAAUACCAAUAGGCUCCACGUCUCGUCCAGCCAAGAUAAGGAGAGCCAUAGAACACCUGAGGACAGAUGUGGUGAAGGGCCUGGGGGUCAAGCUGCUGGACAAAGUCCUGGAAAUCAUGGAGGAGGAGGACGAGAACAAACGAGAACUGUACCUUCGUGACCAGAUGGGGGAUGAAAAGUACCAAGCGUAUGCUGUGAUGGUGAGGCAGCUGAAAUUCUUUGAGGAUAUUGCCUUCAAGGUUUAAAGAAAACACUGGAUGUAAGGGACCACACAUAUUUGCAUUUCUGUGACACCAGAAAAUUUGGUCACAAGACAGAAUCAUCUUAACAGAUUUUGUGUAACAGGAAACUUUGCAUUUGGAAGAAAUGUCUCAGUUUUCAAGUAGAAAGUUGUACUGAACUGAAAACCGGUCAAUACUCAUGAAGAUGAAUUCGUUUCCUGCCAACAGACAACCCUGGUUGAGUUGUGUGGUCACUCUCUUCCUCCUCCUUGCAUGCAAAUGAUCAUUUGUGCUUGCAUCUUCUGUCAUAGAGCAGCGACUUUGCAACUGCCCCCUUGCAGGAAAUACUGUAAAUGUGUAAAGUUUUUUUAUUUUUAAUUUGUAAUUAUUUCUAUAAUUUUCAGGAUGUCUAUGCAAAGCUUCUGAGUCAUGUUCAAGCACUUGUCUUUCCUAUUUUCUGUAGUGGAUACUCAUUUAUUUAUAAUGCUGGACAGAAUUUCAGUAAUCAUUUUACUAAUGCUGUAUGUUUGAAGACACUAUAUCUCAUUUCUGCUGCUGUAUUUUCUUUAUCACAAAAUAAUGUAAUGUAGAAUAAUGUAGAUAUUAACAUCUGAUUGUUUUCUAAUAAAUAAAACUGUUUUUUUUAACU
This is a messenger RNA of Scatophagus argus, 3534 nucleotides long. RefSeq names its product NIMA-related kinase 4 (gene nek4). Bases 225 to 2909 code for a protein of 894 amino acids. The record is from RefSeq and is a predicted model, not a curated record. Gene Ontology annotation, biological process: protein phosphorylation. The transcript has 16 exons. Gene Ontology annotation, molecular function: protein kinase activity; ATP binding. NCBI's taxonomy places the organism in Eukaryota, Metazoa, Chordata, Actinopteri, Scatophagidae.